GCCAGCAGCAGCGGGACCGGAGGGCGGCUCCCGUUUCCCCGUUUCCCCAGCAUGGCCCCCUUGGCGUGGGCUAUCUGCUGCUUCCUGGGGGGCCUCCUGAUCAGUGGGGGCAGCCCCAGUGUGCCCCGCCUGCGACUCUCCUACCGAGACCUCCUGUCUGCCAACCGCUCUGCCAUCUUUCUGGGCCCCCGAGGCUCUCUGGACCUCCAGUCCAUGUACCUGGAUGAGUACCGGGACCGCCUCUUUCUGGGGGGACGUGAUGCCCUUUACUCUCUGCGCCUAGACCAGGCAUGGCCAGAUCCUCGGGAGGUCCUGUGGCCGCCCCAGCCAGGCCAGAGGGAGGAAUGUGUUCGAAAGGGAAGAGAUCCUCUGAUGGAGUGUGCCAACUUUGUGCGGGUGCUGCAGCCCCACAACCGGACCCACCUGUUGGCAUGUGGCACCGGGGCCUUCCAGCCCACUUGUGCCCUCAUCACAGUUGGGCAUCGUGGGGAGCAUGUGCUCCACCUGGAGCCCAGCAGUGUGGAAAGUGGACGGGGGAGAUGCCCACAUGAGCCCAGCCGCCCCUUUGCCAGCACCUUUGUAGGUGGGGAGCUGUACACAGGCCUCACUGCUGACUUCCUGGGACGCGAGGCCAUGAUCUUCCGAAGUGGGGGUCCCCGGCCAGCACUGCGUUCUGACUCUGACCAGAACCUUCUGCACGAGCCCCGGUUUGUGAUGGCCACACGGAUCCCUGACAACUCUGACCAGGAUAAUGAUAAGGUGUACUUCUUCUUUUCGGAGACUCUCCCUUCACCCGAUGGUGGCCCAGGGCGUGUCACCGUCAGCCGUGUGGGCCGGGUCUGUGUGAAUGAUGCUGGUGGCCAGAGGGUGCUGGUGAACAAGUGGAGCACCUUCCUCAAAGCCAGGCUGGUCUGCUCUGUGCCCGGCCCUGGCGGUGCUGAGACCCACUUUGACCAGCUAGAGGACGUGUUCCUGCUGUGGCCCAAGGCAGGGAAAAGCCUGGAGGUGUACGCGCUCUUCAGCACCGUCAGCGCCGUGUUCCAGGGCUUUGCCGUCUGUGUGUAUCACAUGGCAGAUAUAUGGGAGGUCUUCAAUGGGCCUUUUGCCCACCGUGAUGGUCCUCAGCACCAAUGGGGGCCCUAUGGGGGAAAGGUGCCCUUCCCCCGCCCUGGUGUGUGCCCCAGCAAGAUGACUGCACAGCCAGGACGACCCUUUGGCAGCACCAAGGACUACCCAGAUGAGGUGCUGCAGUUUGCCCGUGCCCACCCACUCAUGUUCUGGCCUGUACGGCCUCGGCGUGGCCGCCCUGUCCUCAUCAAGACUAAUCUGGCCCAGCGGCUGAGCCAGAUCGUGGUGGACCGUGUGGAGGCAGAAGAUGGGACCUAUGAUGUCAUCUUCCUAGGGACGGACUCAGGCUCUGUGCUCAAACUCAUCGUCCUCCAGACAGGAGGUUCAGAGGAGCCCGAGGAAGUGGUUCUGGAGGAGCUCCAGGUGUUUAAGGUGCCAACACCCAUCACUGAAAUGGAGAUCUCUGUCAAAAGGCAAAUGCUGUAUGUGGGCUCUCAGCUGGGCGUGGCUCAGCUGCGACUGCACCAGUGUGAGACCUAUGGAAGUGCUUGUGCUGAGUGCUGCCUGGCCCGAGACCCAUACUGUGCCUGGGAUGGUACCUCCUGUACCCGCUACCGCCCCAGCCCUGGCAAGCGUCGGUUCCGCCGACAGGACAUCCGGCACGGGAACCCUGCCCUACAAUGCUUGGGUCACGGCCAGAAUGAGGAAGCUUCAGGACUGGUGACCACCAGGGUCUAUGGCACAGAGCACAAUAGCACCUUCCUGGAGUGCCUGCCCAAGUCUCCCCAGGCUGCUGUGCGCUGGUUCUUGCAGAGGCCAGAGGAUGAGGGACCUGACCAGGUAAAGACAGAUGAGCGGGUCCUGCAAAUGGAGCAGGGGCUGCUGUUCCGCAGGCUCAGUCGCCUCGAUGCCGGUACCUACACCUGCACAACGCUAGAGCAUGGCUUCUCCCAGACUGUGGUCCGUCUGACUCUGGAGGUGAUUGCCGCUACUCAGCUGGACAGUCUGUUCCCUCGGAAGCCAACACUGGAGGAGCCCCCUGCCAGGGGAGGCCUGGCCUCUACCCUACCCAAGGCUUGGUAUAAGGACAUUCUGCAGCUCACUGGCUUUGCUAACCUGCCCCGGGUGGAUGAGUACUGUGAGCGUGUGUGGUGUCCAGGCACUGGGGAGCGCUCAGGCUCCUUCCGGAGCCGGGGGAAGCAGGCCAAAGGCAAGAGCUGGGCAGGUCUGGAGUUGGGCAAGAAAGUGAAGAGCCGGAUGCAGGUUGAGCGCAACCGAACGCCACGGGAGGUGGAAGCCACGUAGACAUGGAAGGGGUGGUCAGGUUAGGCCAGGGAACCCAGCAGCAACCCCCAGAAUCUCCUACCUACCCAGCUAGGGCAAGGGGCGCCAGGAUGCCUGACUGCCUCUUAGAGAUGAGAAUCUCUGCUACCCAUAGGAAGGACUGGGGGCCUGAGGGAGGGGCCCCGUGCCUGAGGCCUGUUCCCUGCCCUUCUUUAUGCGCUCAUUCUCAGGCUGGAGCUGGCACCCUUUGGCCCCUGGCAGCCCCAAGGGGCCUGCCAUUUGUUCUCAGAGAUGGCCUGGCUUCCGGAAUACAUUUCCGGGUAUGCCCAGAGGCAAGAGGGUUGGGUGGUUCUUUCCCAGCCUUCAGAACAAUGGCUAUUCUGAGUGACCCUCAAAGUGGGUGGCUCUAGGAGAUAUCUGGGCAGAGGCCCUCAGGCAUCUAGAAGAGAAUAGAAGUGGCCUCUUCUUUGCUUGACCUAGCAUCUGUUAGGAAGAGCCUACCCUGACCAGGUUGGGGAGGGCAAGUGGAGGUGUUGAGGAGUUGGAGCAGCAGUACCUUACCCUCUUCAUGCCCUGAUGUCUUGGUAUUUCCCUGCCACUGCCCACGACCUCUCCUGUAUCUCAGAAUUAUAGAGGUGUGGAUUUCUGAGACCUAGGGGUGGUCAAGGUCUUAGGCCUCACUUUAUAAAUUGGGGAGAGGGUUCUCACAGCAUGACCUUCUUUCUUCAGGCCCGGAAGUGUUAUGCCAGGUUUCUGGCUGGAAUGGCCACAUCUCCUGAUGGGAUUCCCCUUCCUCGCCAUCAGGGUCCCAUGAUGAGGAUCAGGGAGAAGGAAAUGUUAGUCCUCAUCUCUGGAUUAGAGAUGAGAAAGAGGAGUUGGGGAUGGGAGGAGUGGGCUGUCUUUCCCAGGGCAAUACAGAAGGGUAGGAAUGUAGAGUCUUUGCAAGCUACAGCCUGAAGUCAGGAUUGGGGUCAGGGCUUUGGCCAGAGCCACAGAAAAUUGACAGGUUAUCAAGAUGGAGAGAGAAAGACCAUAGGAUGGGCUAUGGACCCAGGCCCAGGUGUCCUCAAGGACUCAAGAUGGCAUCAAUUAAUUCAGGAGCCAUAUUGGGAAGGUCAGAUGUUCCCUAAAAAUCUCUAUUUUCUGCUAAGUAAGGGUUAUUUUACAAGUCUUUUUUAAAAUUAUUUUUGGUGCUAGGGAUGAACACAGGGCUUUGUGAGUGAGCUAGGCAAGUGCUCUACCACUGAGCUACAUCCCCAGCCCUCUUUUUUUUCCUUUAAGAAGAGAGAAUAGCUGCUAAGAACUGUACGUCCUGCUGGUUCUUGGGGAUGAGGCUCAGAUGGCAAGGUUACAUUUUGCUUGGGCAUGUAGGGGAGUUGUUUUUGCCAUCAGCAGUUUCUUAGUCUGGGGAGCACAAAGGAGGAGGAGGAGGAUAACUAAAUGAAAAGUUGUUCCCAGCCUGCACAUGAACAAGUUAGUGACGCACAAAACUAACAAGAGACAAGGGCAUCAACUCUGAGAUUCCUUCCUUCCAAAAACCAAGAUGAAGAAACAAAGGAGGAAAAAGAAACAGCAAAUUAGGCUUCCUGCCCCACUGCAACUCAAUCCUGAAGGGCAUUGGGUUUUCUCUCCCUCACCCUCACACCACCAGAGUAUGGGAAUCUGAAACAGCCCCCACCCCUUCCCUUUGAUUAUAUGGCAAGUGUACUAGAAGCACUGAGGUUAAUCUAACAACACCUUGAGAAUCCUUUCUGCCUGGGGUGCUGUCUUGCUAUAUGAGCAGGUAAAAACAGAGGAGGGGAUGGUGGAAGAAAGAAGGAAGAGGAGACAGAGAUGAAAGAGGUGGAGGAGAGAGUGCAGAUCUCGGGGAGGUGGGGGGAGGGGGGUCAGAGCUGCAGCCGGCUCUGCCCUCUAUCCCUGGGAAGCCAGAAAGAGACAAACAGGCUCUCAGUGGCUGGGCUUAGGCUUGGUAAGCUCCAAGCCAGGUCCUCUGGGGAAGUGACUCUGGAAAACGGAGGGAGCAUUGUAUAUCUGUAUUUGGGAAAAUAUGGACAGCUUCUACCAAUUGCCCCCCUUCCAUGGUACUGUGUUGUUAAUACCUGGAAAUGCCCUCUAUGUAUGAAAUCUAUUUUUGUGUUCCUAUGUUGAGAUGGGCCUUGUGGUUUCUCUGUCUUUGGAGCAUACUUCUUGUAUUGUUAUUUUUAUUGUUGUGGCAGCCCUGAGUUCUAGUGAGGAAAGCAAGAGCCUCCCAGGAAAGGGAUGAAGUUAAUAUUUAUAUCACAUAAUUAUAUUGUUAUUAUAUCUGUAUAUUUCUGUACUAAAUUGAUUGAUGCAUCUGCCACUCUACCUCUUCCUCUAGGGAAAAGGUCCCCAUAACCUUGGGUGGUAUUUUCUGGCAGAGAGGGAGAUGGGUAGUAGGGGAAGGAAGGAGCCAGAGGACUUUGUCUAUAAAGCUGGGAUUGCUCAUUAAAUUAGGAAAAGUCCUGACCUGA
Marmota monax (woodchuck) is the source of this 4844-nucleotide messenger RNA. RefSeq names its product semaphorin 3G (gene Sema3g). Gene Ontology annotation, molecular function: chemorepellent activity; semaphorin receptor binding. Gene Ontology annotation, biological process: negative chemotaxis; negative regulation of axon extension involved in axon guidance; semaphorin-plexin signaling pathway. NCBI's taxonomy places the organism in Eukaryota, Metazoa, Chordata, Mammalia, Rodentia, Sciuridae. The record is from RefSeq and is a predicted model, not a curated record. Bases 52 to 2373 code for a protein of 773 amino acids. The transcript has 16 exons.